CGGAAGAAGUUAGCCUCCUGCGCUUCCGCAUUCGAAACUGGUCGCCCCUUGGAGCUUCGAGUGCCCGUUAACGGGCCGGUGCGGCUGACGCUCCUCAGCCAUGUUGCGGGGCCUGGGCAGUUGGUUGGGGCUGGAGCGGGCAGGCGAGGAGAAGCUGCUACCAGCUGAGAAGAGGAGUAGCUCCGCGGAGGAGGAGGAAGAAGAAGUAGAGGAGGAGGAGAAGGUGGUGGUGGUCGAUAAGGAGGCAGCCGUGCAGAACUCGGAACAGCCGGACUCGGAGGCGCUCCUCAGCCAGGCUAAGGGGCUAGGCAGUUACCUCUUCAAUUUUGCCACUGCCGCUACAAAAAAGAUAUCUGAAUCCGUUGCUGAAACAGCACAGACAAUAAAGAAGUCUGUAGAAGAAGGAAAAAUCGAUAGUAUCAUUGAUAAGACAAUUAUUGGAGAUUUUCAGAAGGAACAGAAAAAAUUUGUCCAAGAGCAGCAAACAAAAAAAUCAGAAGCAGCAGUACCUCCCUGGGUAGACAGCAAUGAAGAAGAGACAAUUCAGCAACAAAUACUGGCCUUAUCAGCAGAUAAACGAAAUUUUCUGCGGGAUCCUCCGGCAGGUGUGCAGUUUAAUUUUGACUUUGAUCAAAUGUACCCUGUUGCAAUGGUGAUGUUACAAGAAGAUGAACUUCUCAAUAGGAUGAGGUUUGAUCUCGUUCCCAAACACGUAAAGGAGGAGGUGUUCUGGAGAAAUUAUUUCUACAGGGUGUCUCUAAUCAAACAGUCUGCACAACUCACUGCACUUGCAGCUCAACAGCAAGCAGCAGGAAAAGAAGAGAACAAAGGCAGGGAAGAGGAUAGUCCACUGAAAGAAACAGUACGGCCAAAAACACCACCUGUUGCAAUAAAACCUCAAAUAAAAUCUCAAGAGGACGAUGAAGAGAUUUCCACAAGUCCAGGUGUAUCAGAAUUUGUAAGUGAUGCCUUUGAUGCCUGUAAUCUGAAUCAGGAAGACCUGAAAAAAGAAAUGGAACAACUGGUGCUAGACAAAAAGAAAGAAGAAACUUCAGUAGUAGAAGAAGAAACUGCUGACUGGGAAAAGGAAUUGCAACAAGAGCUUCAGGAGUAUGAGGUGGUAACAGAAUCAGAAAAGCGUGAUGAAAACUGGGAUAAAGAAAUAGAAGAAAUGCUGCAAGAAGAAAAUUGAGCGUUUUCACAAAAUCACCACAACGCUAAGCUUUUUCUGAGGACUGAUGUGGAUUUCUGCUUUCAUAUUUUGCUUAUGAAAUAUCUUCAAAAGACAUAAAGGAAUCUAAAAUUGUUAUAAUUCCAUAUGGGAAUACAACCAGUAUUUCUGUUCUUUAUGAGCAGUUUCUGAACUACAUUCUUCAAAAGAAAAAAAAAAAAGAGACAGACAUAGCAGGUUAUAUGUCAUAAUUAAAAGCGAUAACAUUACAUGAAGUGGCAGUUUAGUUUGUGGCCAUCUUAGGUGGUCAAGAAGCUCUGCAAAGAGAUUUCUAAACCUAAGAAUCUCAAACUUUUUGUCUGCAGCCUUCAGUUUUGGAUGUAAAAAUGGAUGUUGUAAGUAACUUAGACCUUGAUAAUAACUCUUUCCUUAACUGUGCACUCUGAUCCCUGUAUAAUCUGUAAAUGUGUACUAUUUUUAAGGUACUUGUAGCUUGUAGUUUUCAUGUGUAUUUAACUUCCUUAGUGUAUGUAGCCAAAGAGUUUAUAGAAAAUCCUAUUGAAUAACUUCUGAUACUUUGUUAAACAAAAUACUAAAUCAGACUCCAAAAGAAGUACUGAUUAAUUAUGAACCAGAUAUGAUUAACUGGCAAACAUUUAAGCAUUUAAAUAAGAACAAAUUUUUUUAACUGCUUGAAUUAAGCUGUUGUUUUUGUUAAAUAGGAAUAUUAAGAUGCUGCCUUUCCCCACAGAGAGAUACGGUUUAAUGCAUUCUUUCUUCACAAGAUUGUUAUGUUUCCAUUUAAUUUUGCUGUCUGAGUGAGAACAAAUUGUUUCUCUUUAAGUGCUGAAACAUUUCUGUAAAAAAUGUGACUGGUUUGGGCAUCUUUAUUAAAUACUGUAGAUAUAUAUAAAAUUGGCUCAUUUUCUUGGACAAGGGCAGAGCGAGAGACAAACAUACUUGAGAUUUGGACAGGUUUCAAAAAUACGCUUUUGUCACCAUGUAUAAGACAUCGUAUUUAAAUAGAAAAGUUUUCUUUAAAAGACUUCUUGAUUCUUCUUAGACAUCUGGAUGUUUCCUGUAGCUUUACCAUGAAGUCAGUAUCUUUGUGUAUAAAUUAAAAUAUUAUGUUCUAUUUGUCA
Molecule: messenger RNA, 2313 nt
Organism: Melopsittacus undulatus (budgerigar)
Lineage: Eukaryota; Metazoa; Chordata; Aves; Psittaciformes; Psittaculidae
Gene: SYAP1
Product: synapse associated protein 1
Exons: 9
Coding region: 101-1192 (363 amino acids)
Biological process (GO): TORC2 signaling; regulation of short-term neuronal synaptic plasticity
Cellular component (GO): Golgi apparatus; nucleus; synapse
Source: RefSeq, a predicted model, not a curated record